GUCAAAGGUUGGUUCUGUAGUUGGUAAGUGAAGGCGGUAAUGCUGUGUUAGUUGUAUGUGUAACUAUAUCAUAAAAGAUGAAACAUAAAGUUAUAUUCCUCUUCGUAUACUUUGUAUUCUACAACGACGUAUUUGCUCAAGUCGGCGACAGAUGUACAUUCAAAGGAACCCGUAAAAGAGGAGUUUGCAAAGAAAUUACUCACUGUCCAGAAGCAGAUAGGCAGGCCAAGCGAGGAGUUGAUCAAACGUUAUGUGGUUUUGCAAAUGAUUUGAUUACUGCGAUUGUUUGUUGCGAAGUGACGGUGGAAGCAAAUGAUAAUCUACUCCCUGUUAACUUUGAAACGAAUGGAAAUGGCAAUAUAAAUCCACCAGGAAAAAUGAGUGAAAAAAAGUGUCAAGAAUAUAGUAAAGCAGUUACAUCUGAAGUACAAGUUUUAUCCUUGGUCUCAGAUGCAACACCUAUGUCUUACCAAACUCCUAAAUGUGAUUAUAACACUGUACCGUUAAUAGUGGGUGGUACACCCGCCGAGGCAGGCGAAUUUCCAUUCAUGGUUGCAAUCGGUUUCAAUACAACUUCUGAACAAUGGAGAUGUGGAGGAACAUUGAUAAGCGAUAGAUUCGUUCUUACUGCUGCACAUUGUACUUAUGCAAGAGAUGUUGGCAAACCAACUGUAGUACGUCUUGGAGAACUCGAUUUAUCAUCAGAUCAGGAUGGUUCAGUAUAUAAGGAUUAUUUAAUAUCACGAGUAAUUGUUCACCCAGGAUAUUCAGUUCCGUAUAAAUAUAAUGACAUUGCUCUUCUAGAAACACAAAAGCCAGUCGUGUUUAACAAUUUUAUGAGACCCGCUUGUCUAAAUCUUAACCAUGACCUUGGCGGUCAAGGCAUCGCUACAGGAUGGGGAAAAACUGAUUUUGCUGGUGAUAGUAGUGAUACAUUAUUAAAAGUAACUUUAGAUAUAUACGACAAUCAGAAAUGUAUGAAAACAUUUCCCCCUAAUGAUAAAGAACUACCAAGAGGAAUAGAAAGUACCAUGUUAUGUGCUGGUCGACUUGAGGGAGGAAAAGAUACUUGUUAUGGAGAUUCUGGAGGUCCUCUUGUAGUGACAAAAAAGGGAAAUAUGUGCCAAUUCUUCCUAGUUGGAGUGACUUCUUUCGGUAAACUUUGUGGUCAAAAAAAUACUCCUGCUAUUUAUACUAGAGUUUCAGAAUACAUACCGUGGAUAGAACGAAUAGUGUGGAAAUCAUAGUUAUUAUAUUAAUUUUUGUAUUAGGUACAUUUAGUUUUUUGUAGAGUAAUAGAGUAAAAGAAAAUAUUGAC
Molecule: messenger RNA, 1318 nt
Organism: Diabrotica balteata
Lineage: Eukaryota; Metazoa; Arthropoda; Insecta; Coleoptera; Chrysomelidae
Source: the annotation of a GenBank genome assembly